GAAAACAAGAUUUCAUCUACUAUUUUUUGAAUUAUUGACAGACAGUUCCAGUUGAAGCAUAUAAUGUUCAAGUGUCUUUGGAAUUGCGGUUGAAGUAAGAAGCCGUUAAACUAAUACGAGUUAGUAUACAAAUAACUUUAGACUGCCAAGCGUAAUUUUUCAAAUAUGGUGUUAAAACUUUUUCAAAUAUUUGAUACUGACGAAAAAGUACCAGAGAAUGAAAGUACUAGCUCGAAUCACAGUCCUCCAAUAUGGUUGUUUUGGAAGGCAAAAAGAUAUAUCGUAACCUUGAUGGUUUUCUUGGGACUUAUUAAUACUUAUCUUUUAAGAGUUAAUCUGAGUGUAGCUAUAGUUGCAAUGACUCAAUAUUAUAAUGUUACUUUACCAAACGGAACUAUUGAGCAAGUUAGAGAUUUUGAUUGGGAUAGUAAAGUUCAAGGAUAUCUUUUAAGCUCUUUCUUUUACGGAUACGUCUUUACUCAACUAAUUGGAGCAUACUUAGGAAUUAAGUAUGGUGGACGAAUAGUAAUUGCUACUGGAAUCGGAUUAGCAUCAAUUUUAACUUUACUCACGCCAGUUGUAGCUCAAGUUAAUGUUUAUUUAUUUAUAAUAGUCAGAAUUUUGGAAGGAUUAUUUGAGGGUUUUAUAGUUCCAAGUACUUUAAUUUUGUGGAGAAAUUGGGUGCCACCAUUAGAAAGAUGUCGCUUAUUAACCAUAUCCAUUUCUGGAACAUACCUGGGAACAGUAAUUUGUCUACCUAUGUCUUCGGCACUAGCUUCUAAAUUUGGUUGGGAGAGUAUUUUCUAUGUAACUGGAGCGUCUGGUUGUUUAUGGUGUUUAUUUUGGCUACUAUUAGUAGUCGACUCGCCUUCAGACGAUAAAACAAUAUCUAAAGAAGAAUUACAUUAUAUCACGUCUUCUCUUCAAGAAUCACGGAUGGAAAAUAAUACAAAAGUUCCGAUUUGGUCAAUUUUAACAUCAGUUCCAGCGUGGGGUCUACAUAUAGCUGUGUCUUGCGAGCUUUGGGGAUUCUACACACUUUUAACCCAAAUACCGAAGUUUAUGAAAUAUAUCUUAAAAUUUGAUUUGAGCUCAUCAGGACUGGUAUCGGCAUUACCUUAUUUAUCUGUGACAGUAAUGGUGCAAUUAGCUGGCCGUUUAUCAGAUUACAUACAAGCUAAAAAUAAAUUUUCAAACGGUUUUAUUAGAAAAUCAUUCGUAGCCUUCGGUUUUGGUAUUCAAUUUUUAUUCAUUAUAAUAUCUAUUUACUGGUUAUCACCAGUUACUACCACUUUAUGUCUCACGGUAGCGGUGGGCUUUGGAGGAUUUUCCAUGGCAGGAUUUUCUGUUAACAGUUUGGAUCUAAGCCCACAAUUCGCUGGUAUUAUCGUUGGAUUAUCGAAUACUAUUGCGACACUUCCUGGAAUAGUUAGUCCCAUACUAACAGGAUACAUUGUAACUGAUGAGAAAAACGUAGAUCAAUGGAGAAUUGUCUUCUGCAUAGCUGGUUGCGUUUAUUUAUUCGGUGCCAUACUUUAUUGUUUAAUCGGUUCAGGAGAAUUGCAGCCAUGGGAUCAAUCAAAGGAAUCACCAGAGCGUGAAUGAAAUACAGUUGACUGAAUUAUAAAAAUCUGUAUAAGUGAUUUGUGAAUUUAUAAAUAGUGAACAAUGGAAAGUUGAAAUUAUUUUUUAAAAAAACGAAUUAAUAAAUGAUUUGAGUCGA
Molecule: messenger RNA, 1723 nt
Organism: Diorhabda sublineata
Lineage: Eukaryota; Metazoa; Arthropoda; Insecta; Coleoptera; Chrysomelidae
Product: sialin-like
Exons: 9
Coding region: 166-1605 (479 amino acids)
Biological process (GO): transmembrane transport; monoatomic anion transport
Cellular component (GO): plasma membrane
Molecular function (GO): transmembrane transporter activity
Source: RefSeq, a predicted model, not a curated record